Molecule: messenger RNA, 27615 nt
Organism: Paramuricea clavata
Lineage: Eukaryota; Metazoa; Cnidaria; Anthozoa; Malacalcyonacea; Plexauridae
Source: the annotation of a GenBank genome assembly
AUGACUAGCUUUGCAUAUGCCACAACAACAACUCCCACUAGGUGAGUGUCAGAGUCCAGUUUACCUAGCUGUUUUAGUUAGUGUACCCCAAUGCACCUGCUUAAUGACAGGUGAUUUUGAGAGAGAAAGAAUUGUAUGUAUAAAGAGAAAGAAUAUUGUAUGUAUUAAAUGAUAAAUAAUGGUACACCCAGGGAUCGGGUGCUAGAAGGUGGGUGUGGGAAGGUUGUCAGGUAUAUGCUUGGCAAAUUAUUGUACAUCUGGGCAGUGAGUCGGCAAAUUGUUUCCUUAAGUUGGUAAAACAUGAAUAUAGGAUAGGAAGGGUAAUUAACACUAAAAAUUAUUGGAGUGAAACUGAUUUAUUAAAAACUAAUAAUUAUAUAUUAAUUAAGCUCAAAUUAGGGGAAAUUAUGGAAACAUUGCCUAAUUACAAAUGUCAACCCACAAGAUGAAGAAUGUCCAGAAAAUUUUUUAUGUUUGGGUGCAAAAACCCCCCCCCCCCCCAGCAAGAAUUUUUGAAAUAGAAAUGGUAAUUAGGAAAACGGCAGGUACAAAACACAGGUUGGAAUUUUGCAGGUUGCCAGGAACUUUGCAGGUUGAUAAUGCAAACUUAAAAUUACACCCCUUUUUUAGUAUUCUAGUACAACUUAGUUGUGCGUUUAAUUAUUGCAGUCUGACUCCUUGUCGGCGCUUUUGAUAUCAGCCUAUAUACCCUGCUGCCAUGUUCCUUAGCCUCUGCUCUAAGGCUAGUGGCCAUCACCCCUGUAAAAACAUUCAAAAUGACCAGAUUGCAUGGCUAAUGGACCUAAAAGGAGACGAAUGUUUUGAUUGUUGCGAGGUGCCUACAUGACAUGGCAGCGUUUAUACUAGAAUGUUGUUAAAAAGUUAACUAACUCUUGAGUAAUGAUACGGUAAUUGCGCAUGGGGGCUUGAGUGGACUUCUCAUAAGUGAGUGCAGAGGAGAGACACCUCAUUCAGGCAUUUUCUCAACUGCCCUGCACCACAUCAUGUAAGCUCCUCGCAACAAUCGAAACAUCAGUCCACCUGAAGGUCCAAGCCAAUCUGGUCAUUUUGAAUGUUUUCACAAGGGUAUGGCCACUCCUUAGAGCAGAAGCUAGCAACAUUGUAGCAGGAUAGGCUGAUAUCAAAAGCGCCAACAAGGAGUCAGACUGCAAUAAGUACACAAUUAAAUUAUACUAGAAUACUUUAUAGAGGUGUAAUUAAGUUUGCAUCAUCAACUUGCAAAAUUCCUGGCAACCUGCAAAAUUCCAACCUGCAAAAUCCCCAACCUGCAAAAUUCUCAACCUGCGAAAUUCCAACCUGCAACCUGCGUUUUGUACCUGCCGAUUAGGAAAACUAUUUUUCAAAUAGGGCUAUAUAGUGUUGCCCCUCAGGUUAACCUGAUUGUUUUAAAUUCUCACAGUCUCUGUCUUAUGUCUGUUUUGUUCCCAUGAAGCCUGCAUGUGUCUUAAAUAUAAUCACAAUUUUGACAGAGGUGCAUGCAUGAAACCAUGCACAUGUAAUACCUCCUUUAUAUCUCACUGCAUUUGUCCUAGCUUCCUUCCAGCAGCCAAACAUGUUUAUUACUGUGACUGCAUGAUUACUGUGACUGAUUACGGUGACUGCAUGACUACAUUAAGUAUUAUGUUUGCUUAAUAUUACCAAAACUAACCUAGAUUAAUAUUUAUCUUUACAACAACAUGCAACUAAUUGUUUAUCCUAAAUACCCUGCACCUUGUCAUAUAUGCAACUUAAAUACCCUGUGAGAGGCAAUCGGAGUGCCCAGAGAAAACCCAUGACUUUUGGCAGAGUGUUGAAUGCAUGUAUAUAGACUCGAUCUUCACAUGCAAAGCCUGUAGUGAUCGAACUGUGUGAACUCACUCUGUGCUUGCUGCUGCACAACCAGAAGCCCCAAUAAUUAAUGCCCAUAUUCACUGAGCACUUUGGACAUAAAUGGGUUAAAUUUAAGUUCCAAUUUUUACAAAAUUAGGACUUAAUUAUUAAUAUGUUUCUAUUCAUUUUCAGUGCAGCAACGUGUGAUGUACUGGAUACGGCUUAUUAUGCUUCCCUGUUUUUCGCAGCUGCCGUACGUUUACAGUUACAUUUUAAUUUCUUUUAUACUUAAUGUGUAUUUAUUUAGUGAUCCAGUUAAUUAUUAGACUAAAUUAAUAGCUAUAUAUGGGGCCUAAAAAAAUGCCCGUGGUUCCUGUUCCCGACCAACCCUAUUUUUUCUGCCAACCCUAUUUUUUUCUGCCGACCCUAUUAUUUUUUUAACACAAUCGACCAUGUGACCCUAUUUUCUCCUGAGGUGGUUGCGGGCUGCUGCCAAAAUGGCGUCUGUUGUCACACUAAUUAUUGAAAAAAGGUCUUGAAAAAACCUUGAAAAAAUAUUAAAAAAAGAAAAUUAUUUCCGACAUGUGGUUCCGAUAUGAAACCGGAACCACAGGUAUUUUUUUAGUAAUGAUGAGUAAAAUCAUCUGGCAUUAGACAGAGCAAAAUAUAAAGAGAGGUGCACCUGAGCGCAUUAAAUUGCCACUUAAAAGCCUUAGGUUAACUUUUUCAAAAAAAGAUAUGUCAAUUAACUAUGUGAACCAAUCGGAAUUUUGCAUUGUGCAUGUGGAUAACGCGUAUUUUGGCUGUUGUUUGCAGCCCCUCCUUUCCUUUAAAGGAGGGAUCGACUGCUUGCAGUCUAACCCAUGUCAAUUUAAUCUCUAUUUCUAAACAAGCCACUGACUGGCCUCAAAAAGAAAUUUUUCCAACCGUGGUGUUAGGAGAAGUCACCAUGAAGGGCUUGAAAAAAGUGAACUCCCAAUUAGUUCCCUAUCAUGCAUCAUGGUGGUCAAUAAAAAGACUUCCCUUGCUUUUUCUGAUUGAAAACCCUGCUUUCUGCCAAUCAUAAACAAUUUCUUGCCGAUCCUUGAUUGGUGAUUGGCUGUUAUUUCAAGUCCUAUUAGUCACCCCCACUGCUCAUUUCUCAUGGUUCCAGUGGGACAAGUAUUGAAUACCAUUGAAUGACAUAUGCCAAAAUUGGAAAUCACUCUAAUUACCAAUUGUUUCAGCUGCUUAAUUGCCUGGAGAAUAUAUGCUCUAUUCUAAAUGAGCUUUCUCAGGCCCUAUGGUGAUUGAUGUACUUGGGGCCAUUAGUCCAAUUUUAUUGUUAUAACUAUAAUGUAUGUAUAAAUGUUCCAUUCCAGGUGCUAAUUAUUACGGCAUUGGCAUUUUUACGGAAGAGAAGAAGUUUUAAGAAAGACGUUUGGGGAGGCAGACCUGGGAUCGUUGUGUGAGUUCAUACAAAGAUGUCUAUAAUUUAUCCAUGCCCCUUCAUCGAUCUCGAUCUCGCUGUUUGUUAAUUAAGAAUGUAACAGUGGUCAUCCUAAGGCCUCCCAUUUUCCAAGUUGUAAAAUGGGUAUAGUUCUAAAAGUUAAAAUGGGCAGUUCUAAAAUUAGUUAUAAAUUAAGCGCCUAUAUACAGAUAUUUCGGGCAAAAACAAAACCAACUAUCACUCUGAAAACGUAAUAUUAAAUGGCCAUUCUGAACUUCUAAAAUUCAAAAUUUUUCCAGGACCUCUCAUUAAUGCCACACUGUUAUAUAGCUUGUGUUCACUACCUCGAUCACAGUCUUUUCUUGUUGCAAGGACAGUUCUAAAUUUUUCUUAGGAUGACCCCUGAAAUGCAAGUAAUAUAAGAUGCAUUAGUUGGGCAUGGGAUGGGGGAGGGAGUUUGCUAUGGUGCAUUUAUAAUAACACGCAUUGAUUCGGUCUUCGGAAUAUUAAUGCAGGUGAUGAUAAAUGGUCAGUGAUGUAUAGGUAAGCCAGUCGGGCAGUGGCGCCGCCAGCUGGAUAAUUGGGGGGGGGGGGAUGAAUAGUCAUAUAUUUGUGUUCACAUAAAAAACAAUCGAUUUCAAAAGAAGUUAAUAAUGCAGAACACGAAGAUAUGAAUCAUGGUGUUCUUCUUGAAAAGUGACAGGUAUAUGGAAUAAAGGGACAUGAGUUGCUCUGGUUUACUGAUUACAGUACCUAUUCUGUCGUCAACAAUUUGUCCGUAUCGGCGCAAAUUCGUCACCUUACGAACCGGCUUUUAGCGGAGUACCACAAGGAUCUAUCUUAGGGCCCCUUCUUUUUACUGUGUCAGUAUAAUGAUCUGGCUGACCACCUAGUUAACUCCCGAGUUAUAAAAUACGCGGAUGAUACUGUUGUAUAUUUCUCAAGAAAGGAUGUGGAGGCAAUAGAGGGGGCACUUGCUCAGGAUUUGGAAGAAAUUGCACGGUUUUUUUAUAAAAUUAAACGAGUUGGUGAUAAAUCUUAAGAAAGGAAAAACCGAGAUCAUGCUAUUUGGCACAGGGAAGAGACUUUCAUUACAACCACGCAAUUUGGAAGCAAAAUAUAGAGGAGAUUUUAUUAAUUUCACUACGUCAUACAAGUAUCUUGGAUAUUACUCUUGAUUCCUGUUUAGUUCUUAGUGAAAAUUUUAAUAUCGCGUAUAAGAAAGCCAGUAACCGUGUGAGGUUACUAUCGGCCGGCAAACUGCGUGUAUAUGUAACACCCAAAGCCGCAUUUAAAAUCUAUGAAAUGAUGAUUCUUCCGAUAAUAACCUACAGUACGUCAAUUAAACCUACGUUGCAUGACAAUAACUCAACUUGCUAAACUUAGCUCUAUAGAAAAUCGAAUUAAUGAAAUCGUUGGACGGGAAAAACUUAACAUAUUCCUCGGUUGGUGAAACAAGUACAAAAGAAGGCAUGUCUAACUGUAAGAAAGUGUUUGGAUAAUGAUGUAUGCUGUAAUUUCAGGGGUAUUUUGAGACAAUAUCAACGUACCAGGAAUAAUUCUAAGCUGGUUAAAUUACCUAAAGUCAAAUUGGAAUACGCUAGACAAUCUUUUAGAUAUGUUGCCGCAAAGAUAUAUAAUGAUCUACCGAUCUCAAUGAGAGCUGAAGGGAAUUUUAAAGUUUUUAAGAAGUCAUUGGACUCUUAUUAUAUUUGAUCUAUUAUGUGAAUGUACUUUCUGAACAUUAUUCCUAGUAGUUCAACUUAGUUACAUUAUGUACAAUCUCAUUAACUUUUAAUAGUUUUUAUACCUUACUCCCUAGCAUAAGCAUAGUAGUUUUAUAGUAGGAUAAGAGGACACAUAUUGAUAGCAGUAUGUUCAUACUGAAAUAUCUAUCCUCUGUAAAUAUUUCUUAAUAAUAAUAAUAAUAUUUGCCCUCCCCCCCCCCCAAUUAUCGAGCUGGCGGCGCCACUGCAGUCAGGCCAAUCAUAGUUAAUAGAGGAGAUGGACUAGAUGGUUUGGAAACUCGUUAGCAUUACAAUAAAAUCACAAUAAACCUCAUUAUCUAUGUUGUUCAGGUUUAUGCAAAAAUGUGGUCUUUCAUCGUCACGUGCGUAUUGUAUUUUUCUCAAGUCAACCAAUAGGAAUGUUCAAAAUGUCCUAUUGUUAAAGUCAUGGAUGGGCAAUUGGACAAAACCGUUGCUAUUGGCUGGUUGAGCAAAAAUACAAUACGCACGUGACGAUGAAAGACCACAUUUUUGCAUAAACCUGAACAAAAACAUAGAUAGUGAGGUUUAUUGUAAUAUUAAUAAGUUUCCAAACCAUCUCUAUUAACUAUGGGCCAAUACAAGGGCAAACUUAUUGGAAAUCAAUAGACUUUAUAGAGACCUCUAUAGAGAUUCGCAAAAUAACAAGUCUUAAGAUUCUAUAUGGCAGUUGAAAAGUUUCUCAAUUAUAGGCAGACCAUGCAUUUUUUCUUAGGCUAUUUUCUUAAGCCCUGGGCAAACUAGGAAACAUUGUUGCGGAAACAUUUGUGAUUCUCGAUGUUUCCUCAAAUGUUUCCACGUUUGUCCACCGGUGGAAACAUUGUUGCGGAAACAAAAUUUGCUUCCCGGCAAGCAAAAAUGUUUCCUACCGAAUUCAGAAACAUUUGAUGUUCAUCCCUGUGUUUCUCACUAAUGUUUCCUAGUGUUUGCCCACUCUGGGAAACAUGGCGAAACUUCAACAUUGGUAGAAAACAUGGCGAAACAUUGCUUUAGGCUACUUAACUCCUUAACCCAUUGUUGUUGCAUGGUAUGAGUGCCAGCACUUUCCCCUUGACGGGUAAAUGGUCUGGCAUUAGACGUACAUAGUAAAAUAACAAAGUUAGGACACAUUAGAAUGAAGUGCAUGUUUAAGAAGACCUAACCAGGAGCAACUGCGAAAAAUGCAACUCUAGGCCCUCUGGCCGAAUCGAACUUGCGGCCCUGCGAAUCGCUGAUCACGGUACAGCGCUCUAUAACCAACUGGAGAGUCUAGUUGAGCUCUAACCCCAAGUUCAUGGAUAAAUGGAGCAUUUGCCCUAUAGACUAAAUUUUGGUCUAGACAAAAAUUUCAUCACAGCUUGAAAGAGCAUCACAAAAUUGGUAAUAUUCCGAAGUUCCACCCUGUGUAGGCCUAUAGAUUGCCUUGGUAUUGAUAAUGACCGUUUGGCCAUCAUGUGUGUAUUUGGGGCUGCCGCUGGAUCAAUCCUUAAUCUGAUUCUUCGCAAUGGCAUGGUUGAGGGAAGUAACGCUUGGGAAACUGGUAUGAAUGCUUUUCUUACUUUCAUGUAUUAGACUAUACUUAUUGCCAGGCCUAAAAAACAAUGUAAUAGAAUCACCAAAAUGGUCUCGGCUCCCAGUUCCGGCUGUAAUUGCAUGUAAUGCGCACUUGAUCAUAUAUACAUAUGUAAAAUCGCGCAAUAGGAAUACUAAAUAUCUAAAAUAUCGAAAAAGUGGUGGGGUCAUGGCCUCCUUCCUCCCCUUCCAGCUACGCGGUCUCAUUAGUUGAUUUUGUGUGUGAGAGUAACUCGCUUUGUGUUUGACCACAAAGUUUAAGUUUAAACAAGUUUGAUUAUAAGCUCGACGAUUGAUACGGUCAUGAGAAAUAAGUUGCAUGACAGUUAAAAGAAAACUGUUGUGCAAACUAUAUAACCAUGCUGUUAACUCUUUGCAAGCUUAACUUGUUUUCGCUUGGCGAAGCCAUUAGAGUAGAAAAAGCUAUUUUCCUUUGCCAACUUUCUUUGCCUCUUAAUCUUAGCUGAUGCAGCUUUAUUAAAGCAUUUAAUUUUUCGUCUAGCAUUUCGUCGCAUUGCGACUGCUCUCGGAGUUGCUUUCAUUUAUUAUCCCUACUUUGGAUGUUUGGCUUCAUAUCACAGAAUUUUUGGAGCGUUGGUGGGGCUUCCUUACGCUCUUGCCUAGUAAGUAGUUUUGAAUUUGAUAUGCACGCGUAAAAACGCUCAGGUUGAUGCAAUACUGAUGAAAACAGGAUUGAACAAUGCUUUGCUGCUGCCCACAUUGUUCGUAGCUGUCAACAAUAUUGAACAAUACUGUUACACCCGAUUCAGGCUCAACAAUAUUGUUCAAUAUUAUUGACAAGUGUGAACAACGUGGGCAGCAAAACAUUGUUCAGUCCUGUUGAGCAACGGGCUCGGCGUUUUUUGCCGUGUAGUAAUACUGAUGAGCUUUUAUACUAAAUAUAAAAGCGAUCAUGUGACCUAAAAUAAACCAAUAAGAUGAAUUUAGUCAAAACAAAGUAUAAAAAAACCCGUAUAACUGAUCAAGCUCUUUCCAUAACAUGAGCCGCACUACACAUAGUUCAUCGGAAUAUUCCAUUGUCUUUAGUUUCACUGUUUUUAAAAUUCCAAUGUUUUCCACGCCAUCGAGUCACUCAUUUUGCUUAAAUAAGUUUUCUGCAAACAUCCUUUUAUGAUACUUAUUAUUGUAAUUAUUUUGUGUUCUUAUUGCAGUUUUUCUUUCACAUUGGCGGUUGCUCUUCAAAACUGUAAUGUAAGUUUAUUUAAGGCAUUGUCUCGUAAUAUAUACAUGUCUUUCCCCACUUUUGCUUCUGCGUCAGGGUUCAGUGUGGGUGCUGAUGAUCUUUCUUAGUUUGCAACUUGGUAAGGUAAUUAAUCUAAGCAACGCCAAGUUUUUCUGUUGCUUACGCCUGUAUUUCAAAAGAUCACUCGCACUCAAAGAAUGGAGGUUUAAUCUGAGCUUCCCUUGAGUGUCAGUGCUGUUUUUGAAUAGCUGGAGGGUUAGUGUCGUAACUUACUAUGUGACUACUCAUGCGAGUGAGCUUUUAGAAUACAGGCGUUAGACCCUAAAGGCCGCUUUCCAGGUACGCGUUUUCCAUACGUGCAUACACGUACGGAUAAAGUUUUUAAAAAUCAUUUAUUAUAUACAUGACAAAAUCGCUACAAUCCCUAUGGUUAAGAGGAGUGAAAUUAUUUCAUUAAUAGACCUUAUGCAUAAUGACGUCACAAGGCUUGAUGCCCGCGAGGAAUGCUGGUCUUAAUAGUCAUCGCCCGAGAAAAUUUGGAUAGUGGCCAUUUUGAAUUGUUUAAUUUUCACGGGCGAUGACUACUAAGACCAGCAUUCCACGCAGGCACCAAGCCUUGUGACGUCAUUAUGCAUCCUUAUGCAAUUCCAGUCCUCGCACGAACCUCCUCGCUGCGAGUGCAUGCAUGAGCACUUUCAUCCAAUCACAAUGCUUAGGAGUUAAUUUUAAUUAGAUGCAAGCACUCGCAGCGAGCUUGGAGGAGCUUCGUGCGAGGACUGGGAUUACGCCUUAAGGUAAUUCCGUAGUAAUUGUUCCCGAAAUGAGAAUGUGCUGAAACUUCCCAGGCAUGGAAUUUAUGAUAUACUUAAAGUAAAAUCGCACGAAAAAGUCGGGGUCACCGAACUCGUUAAGAAGAUAUGAGAAUCACAAAAUACCACCUUUUCCCCAAUGUGGCGCCAUCUUGACGCUCAUUACGAAUAACAGCAAAAUCACAACAGCCCGAUUUUCAUUGACGUUUUUAGCGCGGAUUUUGCUUUAGUAAACCUAUCUUGUAAUUAUUUUUGAAAAAUAUUGUGUUUUGAGCAAAAUGAAACUACUAACGUGUACAAUUCUGAUCCAUAAAUGUCUUUUCCACAUUUCUUUACAUAUCUUUCUUUGAGAACAUGCAUUGAUAAAGGAUUUUUUUUCAAGAUCCAGAAAUGAUUUUUCUUUUAAUUUCGGAUAUGAAAUGUAAAAUGUAUUAAAGAAAUAGAUUAUCAGUUAAAAAACGGGGUUCACCGAUCUUUUUAGGGAAUUGUGGCAUUAAAACGUGAAAUACAAGUAAAUAUAUAUACUACAGACGCAGGAACCCUAGCUACACUUUUGUAUGCCUUUUUUGAAAACAUUGCUUUUAACGUAAUUCUUUGCACUAAUGUAACCAAAGAUGUUUUGAAGUAACGUAAAAUUGUCAUAAAAUGAUUUUUUUAAACGGUACGUAUAAUGGAUGAAGUUAUAAGAUGUGCGCAGUAAAAGUGCGCAAUGCAAAACUGCGGAGUUACCUUAAGGUUUAUUGCACUCACCGAGGAGUGCAAUUAAUGAUUUAAAAAAAAAUGGCGGUCAUCAAUCAUCAUACAGGUGCACUUUUAUGUAUGACGUAUAUCAUCAUACAGACAUAUUGAUAACCUGUCCAUCACCCCCACUCCCCAUCUAACCCCUCACCCUGAUGGCGGGGUGGAACAAAAACUCCAGAGUUUGAACAGUUCUUUUUGACAGCCUGUAUUUUAAUUUAUUAAUCAUUAGAAACUUACGACAUUGGGAGAAUAUGUUUUGGAGAUAUUACCAAUUAUACCGACGAUAUUAUGUCACCUGUUUAUACUGGGCAAGUUUAUACUUGUACUUUAUAAGGAAAUCAAGGAAUAUGGAAUAUGCGGAAUGCAGUUAUUUUCUCAUAACGUCGUAAGUAAUGUUUUCCCACUGACUUUCGUUUGCCUGAACAUUUCCUGCAAUGCCCACUCUAUUUUUUAAAAAUCUCUGUGCAUGCUCAAAACCAUGUAACACGCGAUUGUGCAUUUGCUAUUCAUAAGUGAAAUCAGUGGCGGCCAUACUGGCGGUAAAGUUUCCGGCUUAUGACGUAGCACUGGUGUGACGCGCAUGCAAGGGGGGAAAAGUUAAAACACUUACUUUAAAAUGCAUUUUACAACUUGAAAAGUUGCUGCCACGACAGAAAGUUUUUCCCGCUAAGCGGGAAAGUUGUGGCUUUGUUGUGUUCAUAUGGGAAAAACGUCCCGGUCACCGAGAUCUCGCCUGCAACAAGCGAGAUCUCGGACCAUAGACGGAUUUUCAUAUUUAUUGCUGGGGUGGAGCCAGAAAUUUUAGGGCGGUGAGCCGUGGGCAGGUGACUGAAGCAACACAAAGUGUCACCAAACCCCAGUAAGGUCUAUAUUCUAGGGGUGGAGCACUAUACCGCUAGGGGGAGUCUAGAGAGCAGAAAACAAUGUACCCCAGGAAACAUUUGAAAAAAAUCAUGAUUUCUAGCUUCGAAAGAAAGUUUUUUGAAGUUGUCAAUUUGUCAUAUCAAUGGUUUGGCAUGUCCGAUUGUCUGUUGAGACUUGAGAGAGUUAAAGACUUAAAGUUAAAUAAACCUGUAAAGUGUAAACCCAAUAGAUGAACAGGCCAAUAGUCAAUACACAAUAUGCUUUUACUUUUAUAAAGUCAUUGACAUUGUGUUGUUUGAAUCCGAGUACAAUUUAUGAUGCAACUCGGAUGUAAAUAAUAUCUGGGGCGUAAAGAUUAAAUCUAGGCAAGUCUAUUUCCUAAAAGAAUUAAAAACUAAAAAUAGUGUUCGUAAAAAUUCCAAACGUUCCUUGCGUGCAAGCUAUUCGCAUGACAAGGCACUGCAAACUCUAUUCAGGGAAGAUAAUAGAGUUUCAAAACUUUACAAUUGCUCCAAUAAACCAAGUGAAUGCAAGCGAGGAGCGAUUAGUUUCAGAGUGUUGCACUGUCUUUUUCUGUUCGAGUGUACUCCUACGUUUAUUUUGUAUCAUCAACACUCUGCACGUUGGAAUGGACUAUUUAAUUAUUUAUUUAUUAUGCCGAGUAUUAGUUGGAAAAUUUUUGAGGGGUGGACAUUUUGUUUGGGGGGGGGGGGUUAUAGCUAAUAUUGGGGUGGUAGCACUUCCCUGCACCCCCCAGAAAAUCCGUCCAUGUCUCGGACGUUUCGUCAAAGAGUAAAGAUUUCAUAUUAUUAAAAGUUUCAUAUUUUCAUAACAAGGCGAGAUCUCGCAUGUAAACUUGUCGAAAUGUUUUUUCGCUAACCGGGAUAACUUUUUCCCAUAUGAACAGGCCCUUAGAUAGGAACUAGGAAGAGACAUUCGCUUGAUAGCAGUACUAAUUUAGACACUUGCAAAGAAUUUGAUAGAUUUAAAAAUAUUUUCUCAUCAUAAUAUUGGAUAGAAACUUUGCAUAUGUUUCGCUCGCUUUCCUGGGCUAAACAUGACUAAAUGCAUAUUUAGUGCAGGCAUAAUUUAUGCAUGAAUAAUUUACUCAAUUUGCCUCUAGUUUUUAACCUCUGCUAACAUGAACAUGAAUUCAUAUCACAUAUAAUGUCCAUUUAGGAUGAACAUGCUUCUCAGCAGGUGAAAUUGGUCAGACCUUGGUUGCGAAAUUACGUGCAUGACCUCAUUAAGUCAAGGUAAGAGCAUGGGUAAUAAAAUGACUGAAAACGAAACAUAAACAACACGUACGAGUGGUAUUAUUUGUGCGCGGAUUGGUGAAACCAGGUGAUGCAGGGUGUGAUAAUUCAAGUUUUUUUUUUCCGUACUACACUGGGCCUGGGACUUCCGAAGGGUGGCGGAAUCUUCAGAGCAAACACCUUUCAUUAACUUAUGCGAUCGUUGGUUCGAUUCUUGCUACGGACUAACGACAUUCAUGUGAAAAGACGGUCUACCUCUACGACGCUCUACCGAAAAUCGUGGGUUUUUUCUGGGUACUCUGUUUCCUCCCGCAGAGAAUGUCAACAGAGUGGAUUGGGACCCUUUCACCGUAGCUGUCCUUCGUGAUCAAAUAUGAGUCAGAAGCCGUCAGGUGGCAGCCAGAGGCGCCCUUAGAAAGCCUUCGACUCGAUCAAGUUGACUUGCGUCCUUCGCAAUUCAACUUAGCUCUCAGUUGCAAGUAAGAAUGAUUAGCAUACCCCCACUUAUUACACUGACCUGAAAGAUCAAGUGUCUUAAAUCCCUAAUUAUCUGUUUUCUGUUUUCUUUGUCGUAGAGAAAUCGAGUUUGCGUUAGCGCAUCGCAGGCUCAGUUUCGAAUGUUCCAGUCGUUCCAGUUUAUUAUACAUAUCCGUUUUCAAGAUGGCGGCCGUUCGAUGAGUGACUAUUUCAGUCUCAAACAAUUUCUUCCAUUGUCCACGGAUUUUACCGCGUUUUUCUAUGGAUUUUCGAUUUAUCCAACAUUGCACUUUCUUAGAAGUUGACUUGGUGUUUUUUUUUUCUCGUGCAACGUCUGUGGAAAUGCGAUAUCUGGAUCGUUGAGUUUUUCGAAUUUUAUAGGUAGUAACGUUUAUUAAUACAGACUCACGGAAUGUAAACAAUGUUGUCUGCUUUAGCGCAUAGCAUGCCCAGAGACCAUGUGCAUUUAUGGAUAACGUUUGUAUUUUGUAGCAGUACUUGUGUUUCAUUGAACAUUACGAAAACAUCUCCUCAGGAUCACGCCACGCUUUCAGAAAGCCUUUCAUUCGUUUGCGGUUCACGAUUUGUAUUCCUUGUCUAUUGCACGACCUUGCACCAUAUAGCACGUAUGUUGCCAUUUUCAGGUCAGUGUGAAGGCCUGAGCAGGCGUCUUGUUGUUAUUCAAUUAUUAUUGCCACUCAACUGGCGACAAUCGUCAUUAACAUUCGGCAAAACCUGAAAUCGUCCCGAUUAAUCGCAGCGUGUAAACGUACAUUUAAGUACUCGAAUUAUCGCAUGCCGACGUAGGCAACCUAAAAGUUUGUUUUGCUUAAAUUUUGAAUUCGUUAACUUCGCCAGGGAUGAUAAAACACUCCUAUGCACUUACGCAAUAUUUAUAAUGAGUAUUACAAUGAAUAACAAUCACAGUGGUUACAAUGAAUAACUUGGUAGUGUCACCGCAACUUUUAGUUACCGGUUACUACUAAUCCGGUUGCUACUAAUCAAAUAUUUCGCCACAUUUGUAUAGACCUGCCCGCCGUUAUUCAAGAAUAGAGUUCUACCUGAGGAAAAUUUACAAUCCCGAGAAAAGUAAGUGCUUCAGAUCCAGAAUUCGAAAUACAGUAUCAGGCUGGUACGAUGGUUUGUAAUUCGAACGUCUAAACUAUACGUACUAUUUAAAACACGAGCAGGAAUGCUUUAUCGGAAAAAGAAUACGAGGCAGCCGAGUGUUUUAUAGCUGAUAAAGCACGGACGGAAAAACUCACUCGUGCAUGUUUUUUUCCAAAUUUCACUCGAAACCAUACGUUUACAAUAGUGUCUGCUUAGGUCUAUUAAUGUUUAUUUUUUUGUGUGUAUUUUCAAACGACAAGCGUUUUGGGCACGGCACCCCUGAAAAUGGGCACCGCUUGCUAGACGUGCCGAGACUAGCUCGUGAGAAAGUCUCGGCUCGUUUAAAUUUUGCGGCACCGGUGCCGAUUUUUGUCACGUUUACACGCCAAAAGGUAGAGUUGCCGUACCUCAAAUUUUGGGCACGGGUGCCCAUUUUUAGGUGUGCCGUUGCCCAAAACACUGGUCGUGUAAACCGGCCUUAUAUGCCGUUCAUUAGACCCUUCCAAAGUUAACGACGCCAUAAUGAAACAUGGGGUGCAAAUACAAUAGUGCAUGGGGUGCAAAUACAAUGGUGAAAACAAUGGGAUUCAAGAUGGCGUCGGAAACCUUGAAUCCCCCUAUACUAUAUUAUAGGUCAAAAUUGGCAAAAAAAAUGUUCAUCGUGAUCAGGUGGCCGGAUAAAGCUUUUAUAUGGAAAAUGACUGAGGUCCCACAGUGUGAUCCCACCAUGGAUAAUAAAAUAAAUGGAUAGGACUCUCGCCGACGUAAGCAAAACAACCUAGUUGCAAUCUGUGACGUCACGCGUAUUGCAAAGUUCUCUGCAUUUUUGUUGUUUCGCUAUAUUUUCCGCCUUAAAAGAGCAAUAUUGAAGCAUAAACCGGUCUAAUUGUUUUAAAAACAUGCCUAAGCCACGACAAAGUAUUCAAGGUAAAUGUUUUUCGUCUUUGUUUUGUUUUUAACGAAAUUUGGGAUACGAAAUUGGCGUCCCCAAUUUUAACGAAAUUUGGGAUGCCUUUUUCACUGUUUAGUGCUUGAAAUAUUUGCUAAAAUUGACUGGGAAUACUUAGAGAUUUCAUCGUAGAAUGGCGUAGUUAUAUUCAUUUGUUCUUUGACUAAAAUGUUUAGCUGUAUUAUUGUUAAACAUGCCGUUUUUGAGAAUUUGGUUUGCAACUAGGUUUCAACAUCCAAUCACGCCAUCAGCCCAUUGAAAACAUUAGGUCACGUCAGCUAGUUUCCUAUCCAUUUAUUUUAUUAUCCAUGAUCCCACAUAGUGAGAUCUUACUUUGAGAUCUCACCCAGCCAGGCUGGCUCGUUUCACAUAUGAACACAAAUUGGAUUUUAUGUUAACAAAGGCCAUGCAGAUUUCACUCAGGCCAGUUUCCCGGUUAGCUCAUAUGAACACGCCUUUAGACCUCUCUCCUCCGCAGAGGCUUUAGUUUUCUUAGGAUUUAGUAUUACGAUGAGAUACAUUUCACUACACUUUACAUGGCGGAUCGUGUAACACGAGCGUAGCCGCUGGGCUCUGCGGAGGAGAGAGCCUUUAGACAGAAUCGGGAUAGUUCUUUCGGUUCUAAUGAGUUUGAAUCAACGAGUUUCAAUGAUGAUCGAGUUCCGAACUUUUUUCCAACUUUUUUGUAGAUUUUAAGUUUUCAACUCUAACUGUCUCUGUGGUCAUGAUCUGCUCUAUUCUACUUUACAGCGUGAGUAAUUUGUUUUUAUAUUUGAAUUGGAAACGUUUUAGGGGGCCUACUAAACACGUAAAAACACACAAGUUGUUACAGGUCUGCAAAAAAGUUCUCACAAUUCUGUUCACAAGCUGUCAACAAGUUGUGUUCGCGUUGUUGUAACAAGUUUGGAACAAGCUGUUAAAAACUUGUAACAAGCUUAAUGGCAUUACCAGACUUGCCGCGAAGUUGUUCUAACAAAUCUGAUACAGUCAUGAUAUAACAAGAAUGUUACAAGGUGUUGAUUACACAAGGUUGUAACACUAUUGUCGUAUCAUGACUGUAUUGGACUUGUUGGAACAACCUUGCAAUAAGUACUUGCAAUAAUAUCAUGAUCAACAAGGUUGUUGACAAUUUGAAACAAGCAGUGAGAAAACAACUUGCUGGCAGACUUGUUACAAGAUGUGAUAUUUUUACGCGUGUACAUGGAGAAUUAUUAUAUAGCAAGUGUCAAAGUUCAAUUUUCCUGUUUGCCGAUUGGUCAAAACCGUAUCACGUACCGGUCCACAAAACGUCGUUUUAACUAGUUGAAACAGUUAUUGACUAGUCAGUACUAAAGCCGGAAAUGAGGCACAAACAAUAACAAGUUAAUUGAAACAAGUGAUAACAAGUUGUUAUCGUCCUGCAAUUCAACAGCUUGUUUAACAAGUUGUGAGUGACAACCUUGUAGCAACUUGAUAAAAUAACAGCGUUGUCACGCUGGUCAAAUUUGGCGAAAUUUUUCCCGCUUGUGCGGGCUCGCAUUGUUAGCGGACAUCUUGGCCAGAUCUGCACAAAAUGCAAAACGUUCAAUUUUUCACCUCGAGUCCGCUGGAAAAUGCAAGCCUGCGCUACUGGAAGAAUAUGUGCUGAAUAUGACCAGCGUGUGUUACAACUUGUUGAUAAACUUGCUGCAAGCCUUUUGCGAACACAUCUUGUUGACAAGUUGUAAGAUUUUUACGUGUGUAUUAGGAAAAUGAAAGGCAAACGCAGUGAACUUGGCUAUAGUCUUUGUAUUCGUAAAAUCACAAAUUUCAAGUAAUCCAUUUUUUAACUAUCCAUGUUGAAAUUAAGCUAACCUCUACAUGUCCAGAGUUUUAUGACCACAAUUCAUGCAUUAAGCACUCGAUUGUAAACCCGGGUUUCAUCUUUUUACAGUUUUAGUUGCUGGGGCAACAGCAACUGUAGGUUACGGCUCAAAAUUUCACCCAUUUCCGUCGUUCGCCAUAAAAUGAAUUGCUCAUUUAACGGAUUACAUAAUUUUUUACCUCUCUCCUCCGCAGAGGCUUAUAUGAAGUUUCUAGUGAGGAAAAAGUGAGCGCGCAAGGAGUGAUGGGAAGAGCUAAAUAAUUGAGCCUCUGCUAGUUAAUGCAAUCAACAUGGCGUCGUAUAUAGUCUUUUGGCGUUCGGUUCGAUCAACCAUCGAGAGUGUUAAAACAUGUUUUCGACUUUCAUUUUCAGGCGUACUUGAGUAUCCUGGGGUGAAUUCAAUAUCAAUAUCUUCUUCUGUCCAUUUGCAUCGAAAAAUAUGGAGAAAUUGCAAACGAAUAUCAAUGUAUACGAGCUAUCUAAUUAUAAAUAUCCUCUUAAUUGCAACAUUUCUUUAUAAAAAUUACUCUAUUCAACUUCGAUACUCAGAUUGUGAAGAUUCAUUUAAAUUUCUUUCACAUUUCGGUCGAUUUCAAGUUUAAAAAAAGGUCAACCAGCUAGUUUGGUUCAAAAACCAUACCUUGUCGCAUUUAAUAUCUAGCAGAGCUUCCUCGACUUCAUUUCAAUCUUCCCAUCAAACCGCGCGCGCUCACUUUUAUUUUGGAAACUUCACGUAAGUUAUUUGUAAAUACUUAAGGAGGCUCUGCGGAGGAGAGAGAUUUUUCACCAAAAUUAUUCAGUCAUUGUCUUUUAAGACUUAAAAAAGUCAUUUUAGUCUAUCAUGCGCUUCCCUUAGCUAGAUCGAAAUUAUCAAGUGUAAAUUUAUAUACAUUAUUAGACCUAUAACCAGGAACAGCUGCGAAAAAUGCAACUAUACAGGUCCCUGACACAGGAAUCGAAUCUGCGCGGGCCGCAGGUUUGAAAGAAGAAACAUUUAAACAAAUGAACAUCCUUAUAUCUGUUGCAUAAAACCGAAAAAAUACGACGUUUAAAACUGUCAAACUGUAUAAACCUGACGUUUUUGAAAACUGUAACCAGCCACGUACGUUAUACUUCCCAACGGAGUUAAUUUUCAAAAGCAUGUCUCACAAACAACUUUCUGUCUUUCUUUAACGUUAAAAUGUUGAAAAAGCCAUGCAAUGAAUUCUGACGGGUUUACUAUUGAAUUGGAAAUAAAAUCCGAAAUAGGUGAGAAUUACGACAAUUCGUAAAUUAUAAAUCGCUUUUUUACGCAAAACUAAAACGGAUUGUGGGACGUAGCGACUGUAACUACGGAGUGUCGGAAGUGUGAGUUACAUACUGUAGGCAUGCCCAUCAUGCUUUUCGCGUUUAGAGGUUGAGGUUUUGACUUUGAAAGGGCAAUCUUGAUUGAAUCCGCUGUUAAUCGUUGAACUAGGUACUUAGUAUACACUACUAUUUCCUUUUAGAUUUCCUUUGAACUUCUGUUUAUCGGCAGUAAACUACUGGACCAAUUCAAGAAAGAAUCUGACCAAUCAAUACUCGCGGAAGCUAUCUUCAAGUUGUUGGGUUAGUUUUGUUGGAAAUACUUAUUUUAAAUUUCAUUUAACACUUAGUAUAGGGAUCUUUAGCAUGUAUAGGACGCCGACGACGCAAAUUCUUUUUCCGUAGACAGUCGGACUCCUCAUUGAUAGUCGGACGCAUCAUUGUUCUGCGUCGAGGCCUCCGCACGUUAUCGAUCGAUCCCUUCGUACACUGCGUAAUCCACUGGUACACCAUAUAUCCAUCACUCUACGUUGUUCUUCUUCGACCACGUGUAGUAAGAUGGACGAUUUGGAUGCCAUAGCAAAUCUACAAACUUGUUUUUCCAGUCCCGAAAUAAAUUCCUUCAAAUGAAAGACUUUAAGGGAAACAUGUUAUGUAUUAUCCAUUGUAUGGAUUUAAUGCGGUUUUAGGAGGUUAAGACGGGAGCUUUCUAGUUGAGGAUAUAUAAUAUAUAGAUGAGCCGAUUAAUCGGAAAAUAAUACUAUAAGCAAAGUGAUUAAUCGGCCAUUAUGAAGAAAUCAGUCGUAAGAAAAUUAACGUUAACUUUUAUAAUCAUUGUUACGUCAAACUUGUGACAUUGCGAUGUUAUCUUUAACAUCCGAAGUUAUUUGGUUAUUUGGUUUGAAAUUUUCUAAAGCUUAGUUGACUUUUGAACAAAAGUAUUUUAGGAGUUUUUUCGCUGUUUUCCUUUAAACUACAGGUUAAACCUCGAUGAAUAUACCUUAUGGUUUAUUCUGAUUGAUUUUACACAACUCUCAGUCCGUUGUUAACGAGGAAAAAUGCGAAUAAACGAAUUUAAAGUAACCUAACGCAUAGUCAUCUAUACGGGACUGGUGACUAGUAACAUAACGAUAAUCAAUUAUGAAAACAUGCAUACCUCAGGGUUGUGGUUUAGGCCCAUUGUUAUUUCUAAUUUACAUCAAUGAUUUACCAAAAUGUUUAAACGCCGGGGCAAAACAUGCAGACAUGUUUUCGGAUGAUACCCAAAUUGCAACAUCAAGUGAAGAUAUAUAUCAAAGUAAUCAUUUAACAUUAAAUAGAGAUUUAAACAAUGUUGCAAAUUGGCUGUCCGCAAACAAAUUAACUCUGAACAAUAGUAAAACCGAAUAUAUGAUAAUUGGUUCCAAGGAAAGACUUAGUCAAGUGACUGCCGAUCCUGCUAUGCAGUGUAGGUAACUUAGAAAUUAAGAGAGUUGAAACGACAAAAUCAUUGGGCCUAAUGAUAGACGAGUCUCUAGACUGGACCGCGCAGGUCGAACACAUUUCAAAAAAGGUCACCUCAGGCCUUGCUAUUCUCAGACGACUCCGGGAUACAGUCGAAUUCAAUACCUUAAUAACAAUAUACCAAUCCAUAAUUCAACCUUAUUUCGAUUAUUGUGCUCAAGUGUGGGGUUGCUUCAAAAAUUACAAAACAGAGCGUUUCGAAUAAUCACUCGUGAGAAUUAUACGACACGAUCGGCUGAUAUAUUAAACAAGCUAUAUAUAGGAGUUCCGAACCUCGAAAAAAGAAGAAUGCAACAACUUUCGAUUCUCAUGUACAAGGUGAAAAACAAAUUGGUCCCCGAUUACUUAUGUGAUAUGUUCACAAAUGUGGGUGAUGUACACGACCAUAACACAAGACAGUCGGGAGCCGAUUUGACAUUGCCUAAACCAAAAACAAAUAGUAUGAAAAAUGCAUUCUCCUGCAGAGGUGCGGAAGUCUGGAACUGCCUUUCUGCAUCGCUAAAAGCAUCGACAACUAUUGCUAAUUUUAAGUCUAAUUUGAAGCAUGCAAAUUAACAUCAAGUGAUCCUGCCAUUAUAAUAGUUUUAUUUGUGGAAACACCACGUAAAUUUAUUACUGCAAAACUUUCGAUCCGUAAGCCCUGAUCUUCAUCAGUGCUAAUAAUAUGUUUAUUAUUAUUAUUACAUAUUAUUAGCACUGAUGAAGAUCCGGGCUUACGGGUCGAAAGCUUUGCAGUAAUAAAUUUACGUGGUGUUUCCACAAACAAAACUAUUAUAUAUUUUAUCGCCAUGGAAACAUACAAAGAACUUAUUGAUCCUGCCAUUGUUUCCAUCUACCUAAAAUAAUCUUCUUGUAAAUAAUAUAUUUCUUAUUUCUGCUUGUUUGAGUACGGCCGGUUGGAAGAUCACCUUUUUUCUUUUUAUAUUGUGUACAUAAUUAAUUUUAGUAGAGGUGAAAUUGUACCGUGUUAAAAUAUUGUUCAUAAUAAUAAUAAUAAUAAUAAUAAUAAUAAUAAUGGAAACUUUAUUUAAUUUUCUAAACUUACAACUGCAAAUCUCACUAUAUAAGGUAAUUUACAAUUGGCAACUUGAUAUAUUACUAUUAAAUGAUUUUAUAACGCACGAUUAAAUUUACUCUAUUACUCUAUAUACAUACUUAUACAAUAAAAAUUUUAAAGUUUCAUCAAGUCCGGAUUCACCCAGUUCUUAUUUCGACAACAAAAAAUGUAGUAGGUUGACCUUAUUGCAAUAUUAAUAAUCUUUUUAAUAACGUAUCUUACAUGGCAAUCACAACAGAAAUCUGUAUCGUGCAUGACUUUUAUUGUUUGAAAAAGAACAAUUUAACUUUGAAUUUAACUGUAAAAUUUUGACAUCAAUUUGUUUUAUUUUUUAUAUGUAGGUUUCGUGAUGGCUGCGACCAUUUUUACAUUCAUAUUUUGUGUUGUCUCUUUUAUUCGCUUCAUGGAAAAUCACAAGUAUGUUUUGAUUCAUGUUUUGCUUGAUAUGCUGUCAAAACACACUUUCUUCGUCUUUUCCAAGAAAUGUUUUCUUCGACUAACUUUAAUUAACCGUUUAUUCUUUCUCCAAAAAAAAUUGAAGUGCCACUAAACGAGCUAUACAAAGAGAGCAUUAAGAGUUUUCAAUUCUUCAAUAAUUAUUAAGUGUUGUGGUUUCCUCUCCAUAGGAACAACACGCUAAGAAUGUUCAAAGGAGAUAAAUCAUUCAUUCCUAAGAAUAUCAAUGCGGCACAGUUCAUGAUUGUAAGUUGAACAAUAUACGUAUACAAAUACAAUCCUGUUUUGAGUUUGGAACGCGAGAACUAGUGUAGAAAGUUAAAAUUGAAAAAUUGUACCAACACGAGAGAGAGAGAACAACUGAAAAUUAAUGUGUAUAUAUACAAAGUUUUAUGCACAACUGGAGAUUGUAGACUUGAGUCACUUGACAUGUGACUUGAUUUUUGUGACUUGACUUGUUACUCAGAUUAACAAUUUGUGACUUGAAUAGACCUUUCCCCUUUUAAGUGAACUUUUGAUCUAGACAAGUCUGGACAAAAAUUUCAUCACAGCUUGAAAGAGCAUCACAAAAUUAGUAAUAUUCCGAAGUUUCGUUGCGAAAUGUUGUAAAGUGCGGAUAAUAUAGCCUUGCAAAGUUUGCCGUUUUUCAGUCAUUUUGCAUUACAAACGGGAAAUUGAUAAUCAGAUGAUCAAACUGAUUAUUAAUUUACCAUUUGUAAUACAAAAUGACUGAAAAACGACAAACUUCGCAAGGCUAUAUUAUCCGCAUUUUACAACAUUUCGCAACGAAACUUCGAAAUAUUACUAAUUUUGUGAUGCUCUUUCAAGCCGUGGUGGAAUUUUUGUCCAGGCUUGUCUAGAUCAAAAUUUCACUUAAAAGGGGAAAGGUCUAUUGAACAAAAUGACUUAUGACUUGGCUUGUACUUGCAAGAAAUGACUUGUUAUCAAGAGUCAAACGUAAAGUCGUAAAUAUCUAGUGAAAAUGAACUUUUCCACAACUUUUACUGGAAAUUCAUCGAUGCACAUUGACCAGUGCAGCUACAUUGGCAUAUCGCAUUAUGACUGUGAGCUAUAGUAUUUGCUGCCGAGCGUAGCGAGGCAGCACACUAUUCUUGACACGUGGUGGUUUCUCCAGAGUCCACUCGACCCAGUCUUUCGCGCGACCUAUGUAUAGUCGACAUCUCGAUCUUGUGUCCGUCUGUCUGUCUGUAAAGAUGUCGUAAUCCAGGGGGAAUAAUUAAAAGCUUCAGGAACGUUUGUUAAAUGAGGGGAGCGGUCAAAACAAGAUUUUGUAUUGCGCACGCAUCUCCAUGUGCUCACUGCUCAAGAUUUUUCAAGCUUUUAAAUACGGAUGCAAGUAUCGGUCGAAAAUAUUCGGAAAAAUUCAGGUAAGUAUGGCUCUAUUUCUUUCUUCUUAUAUACAUCAAGGCGAUGAUCUUUUUAGUGUUCAAUCUAGAGGCAAACAAUGUGCUUUUAUGAGUUUAUCGGCACUUUUAACUGCCCAAAAUAUACCACUGAUCGAUUGGUCAAAAACAACAUUGAAUAAUGUCUUAUUACAAGGAGACAAAAUGUACUUGCAAGCUCUGGAUAAUGGCUUUGUUGUCUUAGAACCUGGUGUCGAAUUUAUGUCUGUAGAUAACUUACCUAAAGUUGUCAGUGUUUCAAGUUGUACAAACAUGUUUUCUUACGAGAUAUGUGAUUCUGUGGUCGACACAUAUAUAAAUGUGCCAGCUGUAGUGCAUGCGAAAGCAACUACAACACAUGUGAAUCCUUUUGAUGCACAAAAUAACGACACUAUAACUACAACACAUGUGAAUCCUUUUGAUGCACAAAAUAACGACACUAUAAAGCCCAUUGAGGCAAAAACUAUUGAUCUGCCCAUUGUGGUGGAGCCCAUUGAGGCAAAAACUAUUGAUCUGCCCAUUGUGGUAGAGCCCAUUGAGGCAAAAACUAUUGAUCCCCAUUGAGGCAAAAACUAUUGAUCUGCCCAUUGUGGUAGAGCCCAUUGAGGCAAAAACUAUUGAUCUGCCCAUUGAGCCCAUUGAGGCAAAAACUAUUGAUCUGCCCAUUGUGGUAGAGCCCGUUGAGGCAAAAACUAUUGAUCUGCCCAUUGUGGUAGAGCCCAUUGAGGCAAAAACUAUUGAUCUGCCCAUUGUGGUAGAGCCCAGAGGCAAAAACUAUUGAUCUGCCCAUUGUGGUAGAGCCCGUUGAGGCAAAAACUAUUGAUCUGCCCAUUGAGGCAAAAACUAUUGAUCUGCCCAUUGUGGUAGAGCCCGUUGAGGCAAAAACUAUUGAUCAGGCCCAUUGAGGCAAAACAUAUUGAUCUCGGUAGAGCCCGUUGAGGCAAAAACUAUUGAUCAGCCCAUUGAGGCAAAACAUAUUGAUCUGCCCAUUGUGGUAGAGCCCAUUGAGGCACAAAAUAACAUUCGACUGCCCAUUGUGGUAAAGCCUGUUGAGGCAAAAAGUAACAUUGAUCUAUCCAUUGGGGUAGAGCACAAUUCUGUGGUAACUAAAAACAAAAACCAAAUUUGUUUUAUAAAUUAUGGAAAAGAGCUUCAAGGUCUUGUCAUAACCAACCGAAAAAUUGCAUCGCACUACUACGACAUUCACACAGCACUUUUGAAUGUGUUUUCAAAUUAUAGUUGUACUAUUUUAAUAUUAGAAGGUUAUAUGAUGGCCUUGAUAAAGCAAACAGAUUUUUUCUAUUUAUUUGACUCACAUGCCAGAGACUCUAGUGGCAUGCCUGAUCCUAAUGGCUGUUGUCAUGAAAUUUGCUAAUAUUCUAGAAUCUGCUGUUGUCAUGAAAUUUGCUAAUAUUCUAGAAUUAGAACAAUAUUUGUAUUCUCUUUCAAUGACAUUGCAUGCCAAUUCAUUUGAAAUUGUACCUCUGCAAUUAAAUAUUUAACAUGUACGUAAAGCUUCAAAGCAAAAAAGUAAGUGUGUAAAAGAUCGAGAGUAUGUUCAGAAAAAGAGGCUUUCAGUAGAAACUGAAAGUGAUAAACAAGCUAGACUUAAGAAAGCUAGUGAGUACAAAAAAACAAAGCAGUCAGAGGAAACUGACAGUGAGCAACAAAUAAGACUUCAAAAAUUAAGUGAGUCUAUUAAACAGAAACGCUCAGUCGAAACUGACAGUGAACGACAAAUUAGACUUGAAAAAGAUAGUGAGUCUAAAAAAAGAAAGCGGUCAGAGGAAACUGACACCAACAGACAAAUGAGGCUUCAAAAGGAUAGUGAGUCUAAAAAAAGAAAGCGCUCAGAAGAAACUGACAGUGAACAACAAGUUAGACUUAAAAAAGAUAGUGAGUCUAAAAAACGAAAGCGAUCAGACGAAACUGACACCAACAGAAAAAUGAGGCUUGAGAAAGAAAGACUUAAUAAAAAACAAAAGCGGGCAAGAAAAGUGUCACAACCUCAACAUGAAAUAAAUCAACUGGAUUAUUUAAAUAUGUUUGACAACACCAAUAAUGGUGGUAUUGAAGAGCAAUGUUGGGCUAAGGCUAACAUUAAUAAGUUUAAUAAGUCUGUGCAAUACAUUGUCAGUCAGUGUACAGAAUGUCAGGAGGCAUGGCCCUUGAAGUCUAAACCAAGGACACCUUACAUAUGUUCCCGAUGCUCCAGAGAUAAAAAAUCUCCUAAAAAGUUCUCUAAUGAAAACUCAAUGAUACCUUCAUCUGUUCCACAUGAAUUGCAGAAUUUAACUCAGAUUGAGGAAAUGUUAAUUGCUCGUGCUUUGCCUAUCAUGAGAGUUUAUAUUAAACCUGGUGGUCAACGAGGUUAUUCGGGGCAUUGUAUUAACCUGCCACAAAAUGUCAAAGAACUUGCAAUAUCUUUGCCAAGAUAUCCUAAAGACUUAGCUAUUAUUAUUGUCAAGGCUAAAGGUGGAGAAAACACAUUCAGAGAUGUGACAGUGCGAAAGCAAAAAGUGCACAAUGCUUUAGUUUGGCUAAUCAAUAAUAAUCCUCAUUAUUCUGAGUUAUUAAUUAAUGAAGAUGCAUUAAAUUCCUUACCUGAAAAUGGUGUACCACCAGGUCUUAUGACUGUUGAGACUGAUGAUGAUAUAGUCUCAGAUGACAAUUGUUCUCCUGAUGUAGGUCCUCCUACUGAUAAUCCAUCAGAGGAUAUUGUUUAUAAUGACUCUACUGAAAUGUGCAGUUUUUUACCUGUUGGCGAACAACAACAACAGGAAAUUGAAGCUGUUAGAAAUCAGCUGUCUGAAAAUGAGUCAAUACCGUGGCCCUCAGUUGAAAAUGAGCCAUUAAAUGAGUAUCAGAUAUCACAUCUGGCAACAAUGGCUUUCCCAACAUUAUUUCCAGAUGGGAAAGGUGAUCCCACUAAUCAAGGACUUCUGAGAGAUGUCCCUCUUCAGGAACGAAUAAAGCAUCUUCUAAAAUUUGCUGAAAUUAUUGAUGGUAAAUGGGUAUACCGUUUUGCUAACCACCCCAGAUUUUCAUAUUGGGCUUUUAAUAUGAUUCAAAGAAAACGAAUUUUACAACAAAGUGGAAUAUUCCUCAAACAGAACCCAGGUGAAGCUCAUCUCACAAUUGAAGAACUGCGUGAAAUGGCUGCCAGUAACAAUGCUAAUGUAUUUAUGUCUAAAGUGUCCAGAUAUGUUGGCAAUAUUGCAGGUACUAAUGCUUACUGGAAUAGAGUAAGAGAGGAACUCAAAGCUAUCAUAACUAGUGUUGGAGCACCAACAUUAUUUUUCACUUUCUCAUCUGUAGAUAUGCAUUGGCCUGAGUUACACACUUUAUUUAAUGCUGAUACUGACAAUGAGUUAGGUAACUCUACCAGUGAGGUAAGACGACAAAAUGUGAUCAACAAUCCCCAUGUUGUAGAUUGGUUUUUCACACAAAGAUUAGAAAGCUUUGUCAACCACUGGCUUUAUGAUACACUCGGUGCAAAAUGGCACUGGUUUCGAUAUGAAUAUGCACUCGGUGCAAAAUGGCACUGGUUUCGAUAUGAAUAUCAAGGUAGAGGUAGUAUCCACUGUCAUGGUACUGCUAAACUAAAUAAUGACCCAGGUUUGUGUCAACUUACUCAGACUGCUUUGAAAGGUUUCUUAGCUCAAAAAUUUAAAGAUGAAAACGAUUGUUCCAACACAACUGAACUAGACCAGGAUAUUGAAGCUGGUCAGAAAGCAGCUGACACAGUAUGUCAGUAUGUUGAUUGGUUAUUAUCAACCGUCAAUCCUAAUCCACCAGAUGAGGACAUGUGGAUAAGACCUGAGGUUCAUCCAUGUCAAAGAAGUCAUCAUGACAUUCCUGAACAUGAAAAACAAUCAGAUUAUGUAGAUCUGUUAAACAUGGUUCAACGACACACUCGUUGUAGUACAAGUUAUUGUCUUAGAAAGAAGUCAAAUGAAACAGACUUGAAAUGUAGAUUUCAUUUUCCUUUUGAUAUUUGUCCUAAGACAAAAUUAGAAUUUGAAAAAGUUCACACUUCAGGUGAUAAUGAGCAUUAUCGAGCUAAGAUUGUGACUAAACGAAAUGACUCUAGAUUAAAUAACCAUCAACAACUUCAGCUCCAAGGAUGGAGAGCUAACUGUGAUAUUCAAGUUGUUAUUGAUCACUAUGCUUGUGUUGAAUAUCUCACAAAAUAUGCAGCUAAAGGUGAGCCAAGAUCACCUAUAUUGAAACAGGCAUUCAAUUCUAUUGUGCAAAAUGUUGACAGUAAUACUGACCCUCGUAGAGUUAUUAAGAAGGUAGUUAUGAAAUCUCUUGGUGAAAGAGAUUAUGCAGCUCAAGAGACAAUGCAUCAUUUGUUGUCUUUAAAACUCCACAGCUCGUCCUUUAAAGUGAUGCCAGUUAGUCUAAAUGGUUCACGUAGAGUGCGUGAUACUGCAAGUAUUGAUGAGGGUGAGUCAUGCACCGAUUAUUCACUUCUUGAUGUGUACGCUAAUCGUGAACAAUAUGACAGUUCACAAAAUAUAAUAAAUAUGAACUUUGUUCAAUUUGCUACAACAUACAAAGUUGUUAACAAUGAACUGACAAAAUUGCCGGAGAAUAUUAUACCACGAAUAUUUCCAACAUAUUCUCCUAAUCCCAAAGGUCCAAAUUUUGGCCUAUAUUGUAAAUACCAACUUUUGAGGUAUAAACCGUGGAGAACAACCCAAAAUAAUGCAUGGGGUGACCAAGAACCAACUGACGAGGUUCUGAUCAAUUGUUGGCAUGAAUUUUUACAAACACCUUAUGGGCAGUCUAAUGUCCCAGACUGGUUUGAUAAAUUACAAGCUGUCAUUCAAAGUCAAGAAGCAGAAGAUGAACCUUCUGAAGAACAGGAGACAACUCGAGAAGAGUGGAUGAUAUUAUCAGACCUCAACACUCCUUUUGACAACUCUGAACAAACACCAGAGUCCACAUAUGACUGGCAUCUUGACAGAGCCAAUUAUUCAGAACAACAAAUCCAAGAAAUGCCAACAUGGAUAAAAACAAACAAAGACGAAUACACUAUUGAUGAGCAAUAUGAUGUUGUUGACAUCAACAGUUUUAGUGAAAUGCAAAAACUUGCUUAUAAUAUUGUUAAGUCUCAUUUUGAUGAUACAUCAUCCGAGAAAGAGCCAUUAUGUCUCAUUAUAAAUGGUGUUGCAGGAACUGGUAAAAGUUACCUUAUUAAUGCUAUUAGAAAUCUUUUGCAAAGUAAAUGUGCCGUUGCUGCUACCACAGGUAAAGCAGCUUUUAACAUUAGAGGUGUAACUGUGCAUUCUCUAUUAAAAUUACCUAUAGGAUCAAGAGGUAAUAAAGACCUGACAGGACAAAGCUUGUGUAGGUUACAAGAGAGUGUUGAUAACAUUGGAUACAUCAUUAUUGAUGAAUACUCCAUGCUUGGCCAAGUUACUUUUGGUUGGAUAGACAAGCGUUGUAAACAAGCAACUGGUUCUAAUGACAAAGUAUUUGGAGGGAAAUCGUUGAUUUUAACUGGUGAUCCAGGUCAAUUGCCACCAGUAGCAGAUAAACCUCUUUACCAUGCUAGACCAUCAAACGCUGUUGGUGAACAAGGUCAUCAAGCAUAUCAUAUGUUUGACAAAGUUGUUAAACUCACUGUAAAUCAACGUGUGCAAGGUAUGACAUCUCAGCAAGUACAGUUCAGAGAUUUGUUAUUACGACUUCGCAAAGGCAACUCAACAGUUGAUGACUAGAAGUUACUUCUGACACGUCAGCCAUCAAAUGUCACUAAUUUAUGUGAUUUUGAAGAUUCUACUAGACUCUUUUAUAGUAAUGAACAAGUUGGUAAUUACAACCAUGAGCAGCUGACAAAACUUGAGCAUCCAAUUGCUCAUAUUAAUGCUCGCCAUUCAUCAGCAUUGGCCAAAAAGAUAUCCUCAGAUGAUAUGUCUGGGUUAGAAACUGUUGUGUUUCUAGCAAAAGGUGCUAGGGUCAUGUUAACCAUGAAUUUGUGGUCAAGUGUUGGCCUCUGCAAUGGGGCUACUGGAACAGCUGUUGAUAUUAUCUAUCAGAACAACCAUCAACCACCUGACUUACCUAUUGCG